Molecule: messenger RNA, 3945 nt
Organism: Lolium rigidum
Lineage: Eukaryota; Viridiplantae; Streptophyta; Magnoliopsida; Poales; Poaceae
Product: receptor kinase-like protein Xa21
Exons: 7
Coding region: 1-3945 (1314 amino acids)
Biological process (GO): protein phosphorylation
Cellular component (GO): plasma membrane
Molecular function (GO): ATP binding; protein kinase activity; protein binding
Source: RefSeq, a predicted model, not a curated record
AUGGAUGAUGAAUUUUCUGCUCUUAUGCACAAUAAUACUUGGCAUCUUGUUCCUGCUACUCGUGGACGCAAUGUUAUUGAUUGUAAGAGGGUCUACAAGGUGAAACGGAAAGCUGAUGGCACUAUUGAUCGAUACAAGGCACGUUUGGUUGCUAAAGGAUUUAAGCAAAGGUACGGUAUUGAUUAUGAGGAUACCUUUAGUCCUGUCGUCAAGGUGGCUACGAUUCGUUUGGUUCUUGCCUUGGCUAUCUCUCAUAUUUGGAAGCUCCGACAACUUGACGUGAAGAACGCGUUCUUACAUGGUGUUCUGGAAGAAGAGGCUCCUCGUGCCUGGUAUGCGCGCUUAAGUUCCAAGCUUAAUGCUCUUGGAUUUCGGGCAUCCAAGGCUGAUACCUCGUUGUUCUUCUACAACAAAGGGGGAGUAUCUAUCUUUAUGCUUAUAUAUGUUGAUGAUAUUGUUGUAGUCAGCUCAUCUGAUCAAGCUGUGGAUGCUCUGUUACAUGAUCUUGGUUUGUCCUUUGCUUUGAAGGAUCUUGGAGAAUUGCACUAUUUCUUGGGAAUUGAGGUCUGCCAGUUCUUACAUGCUCCCACUAUAGUUCAUUGGACAGCGGUCAAGAGAAUUCUAAGAUAUUUGAGAGGAACUAUCUCACUUGGUCUGCGUAUUAGUAAAUCUGAUUCUAUUCUUGUCAAUGCAUUCUCUGAUGCUGAUUGGGCAGGAUGCCCUGAUGAUAGAAGACGGGCAGUUAGGGUUGCAGAUUGGGCAAUGUUCCUGGCAGUCUUUCUUGGGAUUCUUGCAACGGGGAUCAUGAGCUUGCUAUUGUCGCUUGUCGCCGCCCUCGUCAUCUCCACGGUGAGCGCUGGCGACGAUGCGGCGCUGCUUGCUUUCAAAGCCCAGCUCAACCACGAUGCGGUGGCCUCCUGGAACAGCAGCGCCCACUUCUGCAGCUGGGAGGGCGUGACGUGCAGCCACCGGCAUCCAGCGCGAGUGGUGGCGCUGAGCCUGUACGGCAGCGCGCUCACCGGAGCGCUUUCCCCGGCCAUCGGGAACCUCACGUUCCUGCGGACGUUGAACCUCAGCACCAACAGGCUCCACGGUGAGAUUCCGGCGAGCGUGGGACGCCUACGCCGCCUGCGGAUACUCGAGCUAACCAACAACUCUUUCUCCGGCACUUUACCGGUAAACCUGAGCUUCUGCAUCAACAUGACCGUCCUUUAUCUGGACAACAACAACCUUGGUGGGGAAAUCCCAGCCGAGCUCGGCGAAAGGCUGACGUCCCUCAAGGCGAUCUCGCUAAUGAACAACAGAUUCACAGGACUCAUCCCGGCAUCACUGGCCAACCUAUCCGAUCUACGAUACCUCGAGUUCUCCACGAACCAACUUGUUGGCUCAAUCCCACCACGGCUCGGCAGUAUGCAGAGCAUACGGUACUUCUCUCUCCCCUAUAACAACCUUUCUGGUAUGCUCCCACCCUCCCUCUACAACUUGUCGUCGCUGGCGUACAUUGACUUGAGCGCAAACAUGUUGUAUGGAAGUAUUCCAGAUGACAUCGGCAGCAAGUUCCCCAUUAUGCAAGUUCUUAGCUUGGGUUUUAACCAGUUCACUGGAACCAUCCCUUCAUCGCUAUCCAAUCUAUCUCAGCUAACAGAAGUUCUUCUCGGUGUCAAUAGAUUUAACGGGUAUGUCCCUCCCACUUUGGGGACGCUGAAAGCUCUCCAGGGUCUACAUCUCGCUGAAAAUAGCUUUGAAGCGAAUGACAAACAGGGAUGGGAAUUCAUCACUUCUUUGGCAAACUGCACCCAGUUGUCGGUCUUGAUUCUCUCCGAAAACUUGUUCAGUGGACAGCUACCAGGUUCAGUUGUGAACCUCUCAACAACUCUCCAGAAGUUAAUCUUGGAUACAAAUAGGAUCUCUGGGAGUAUCCCUGAAGUAAUUGGUAAUUUGGUAGGUCUUAGCAUGCUUUACAUAGCAAACAAUAGCAUAUCUGGGCUAAUUCCGGAAAGCAUUGGCAAGCUGGAAAACUUGGUUGAGCUAUACAUAUACAAUAAUAGCUUGUCUGGUGUCAUACCGUCGUCUCUAGGAAACCUUUCACAGUUGAAUAGGUUUUAUGCAUACUAUAACAACUUGGAGGGGCCAAUUCCAGCAAGCUUAGGCAAGUUGGGAACACUUUUUGCACUUGAUUUGUCAAGUAACCACCGACUUAAUGGCUCCAUUCCGAGGGAGAUUUUAGAGUUGCCUUCCCUUUCAUGGUAUUUGGACUUAUCAUACAAUUCCCUCUCUGGACCCCUUCCUACUGAAGUUGGUAGCUUGUCAAACCUUAACCACCUGAUUCUAUCAGGAAAUCAGUUGUCGGGCAAGGUACCCGACAGUAUACAGAAUUGCGUAGUGUUGGAUGUGCUCUUGUUAGACAAUAACUCGUUUGAGGGAAGUAUACCUAAAUCACUGAAGAAUAUGAAAGGGCUCCAGUUACUGAAUCUGACCAUGAACAAGUUCUCUGGUAACAUUCCUGAUGCCCUUGGUAGUAUUGGCCACCUGCAGCAACUGUAUCUAGCACAUAACAACUUGUCAGGGCGGAUCCCCACCGCGUUACAGAAUUUGACAUUUUUGUGGGAUUUGGAUCUAUCCUAUAAUGAUUUGCAAGGUGAAGUGCCAAAAGGGGGUGUUUUCAAAUACCUGCAUGCUGCAUCAGUUACUGGAAAUACACAAUUGUGUGGAGGAGUACCCCAGAUUCACUUGGUUCCUUGCUCCACACAUACUUUAAAAGGUAGCGAAAAACAUAAGUCGAACUCUCUGCUGAUUUCUCUACCAGGAACAGGAGCAAUUUUGUUCCUUGUUUUGGUCACUGUUAUUAUUUGGAAUCUCAAACAAAGGCGAAAGAUUCAAGCUCCACCAACAAGUACUGAAGAACAAUUUCCAAGAGUUUCUUAUCAGGCAUUGUUCAGAGGAACUGAUGGGUUUUCAGAAUCUAACUUGCUUGGCAAAGGAAGAUAUGGUGAAGUUUACAAAUGCAUUUUACAUGAUAACGAUACACCCGUGGCUGUAAAAGUAUUUAACCUUCAGCAGUCAGGAUCUUCUAAGAGUUUCGAAGCUGAAUGUGAGUCGCUGAGAAGGGUACGUCACCGUCAUCUCAUAAAGAUUAUCACGUGCUGCUCAAGCAUCGAUCCCCAAGGCCAAGACUUCAAGGCAUUGGUUCUGGACCUCAUGCCCAACGGUAGCUUGGAUGGUUGGCUUCAUCCAAAAGACAACAUUUGCACUCUCAACAAUACUCUGAGCCUAGCUCAAAGGCUAGAUAUUGCUGUCCAAGUUGUAGAUGCUUUGGAAUAUCUUCAUAAUCACUCCCAGCAGCCAAUUGUUCAUUGCGAUGUCAAGCCAGGCAACAUCCUUCUUGGAGAAGACAUGAGUGCCCGAGUUGGAGACUUUGGUAUAUCAAGGAUCCUCCCUGUAAUUGGAAGCACAACCUGGCAAAAUUCAAAUAGCACAAUUGGGAUAAGAGGCUCCAUUGGCUAUGUUGCUCCAGAGUACGGCGAAGGUUCUCCAAUCUCAACUCUUGGUGAUGUUUAUAGCCUUGGGAUAUUGCUGCUUGAGAUGGUAACAGGUAGAAGCCCAACGGAUGAUAUGUUCAGAGAUUCAAAAGAUCUUCACAAGUUUACAGAGGCUGCUCUCCCUGACAGAAUCCUGGAGAUAGCUGAUCCAACAAUAUGGCUGCACAAUGACAUCAAUGAUAACACUACAAGAAGAAGGAUUCAGGAAUGUUUGAUCUGUGUCAUUAGGGUCGGCUUAUCCUGCUCAAAGCAGCAACCUAGAGAGCGAAUGCUGAUACGGGAUGUAGUCGCGGAGAUGCACGCAAUAAGAGAUGCAAACCUGAGGUUUAUCGGUUCUCUUGCUGUGGGACAUGGAGAAAGAGAAGUCAACACGCUGCAGCGAUCUGCACCGACAAUUAGCAAUUAG